Molecule: messenger RNA, 1748 nt
Organism: Drosophila guanche
Lineage: Eukaryota; Metazoa; Arthropoda; Insecta; Diptera; Drosophilidae
Gene: DPCoAC
Product: mitochondrial coenzyme A transporter SLC25A42
Exons: 6
Coding region: 229-1362 (377 amino acids)
Biological process (GO): transmembrane transport
Source: RefSeq, a predicted model, not a curated record
CCAAGUCGCGCGGAAAUAAUAAUAAUAAUACAAAAAUAAUGAUACAAGAGUUUGCGACCGACGAAAUUGUGAAAUAAAUGAAUUCACUCAUUUGGCAUGACCGAAACCUACGAGGCAGAUACAGUGCCAGUGCAAAGUGUAAGCCGAAACUUCGGUUUCGAGGGGAAUCGCCAAGAAUAAAUCUGUGCUAGUAACAAAAACAAAAGGAACCAGGAGUCAGAGUCUGCCAUGAGCCGUCUUCUGGAGAAGCCGAACAUUGCCAUGUCCAUCAAGUCAACGGGUAGUCAAUUAUCGAGCACAGCGGCCACCACGGCAACGGGUGAGGGCACUGCUGCUGCUGCUGCAUCCACAGACUUGGAGGAUGAGGAUGGAGCGCAUGGAGCGCAUCAAGUAACAGAAACACCCGCCAAUACAGCCAACACCAGCCCCAGCCCCAGUCCCAGUCCCAGAGUUCGAACCAAUAUCGACCAGGUGGUCAUUAGUCUGGUGUCUGGAGCGGCGGCAGGUGCUCUGGCCAAGACUGUCAUCGCACCGCUGGACCGCACAAAGAUCAAUUUUCAGAUACGCAAAGAUGUUCCCUUCUCGUUUCGUGCCUCGCUGCGGUAUCUGCAGCACACCUACGCCAAUGAGGGUGUCCUGGCCCUGUGGCGCGGCAACUCAGCCACAAUGGCCAGAAUUGUGCCCUAUGCGGCCAUACAGUUUACGGCCCACGAGCAGUGGCGCAGGAUACUGCAGGUCGACAAGGAUGGCUCCAACACAAAGUUACGUCGCUUUGUGGCCGGCUCACUGGCGGGCAUCACAUCCCAAUCGUUGACUUAUCCUCUGGAUCUGGCACGCGCACGCAUGGCUGUCACGGACAGAUACACGGGCUACCGAACGCUGCGGCAGGUCUUUGCCAAGAUUUGGGUGGAGGAGGGACCACGCACGCUGUACCGUGGCUAUUGGGCCACAGUGCUGGGCGUGAUACCCUACGCGGGCACCUCCUUUUUCACCUACGAAACCCUGAAGCGGGAGUACCAUGAAAUGGUUGGCAAUAAUAAACCGAAUACUCUAGUCUCGCUGGCGUUUGGUGCUGCGGCUGGUGCCGCUGGCCAAACGGCGAGCUAUCCCCUGGAUAUUGUGCGACGAAGAAUGCAGACGAUGCGCGUGAAUGAAGCGAACAAUGAACGCUGUCCCACCAUUCUGGAGACGCUCUCCAAGAUCUAUCGCGAGGAGGGCAUCAAGAAUGGUUUCUACAAGGGCCUCAGCAUGAACUGGCUCAAGGGCCCCAUAGCUGUGGGCAUUAGCUUCUCCACCUACGACCUGAUCAAAGCCUGGCUGCGGGAGUUGUCCCACUUGAAACGUGGCCGGCUGGAGGAUUAGCAGUCGAAUCCUUCCGACCAAACACACACCAAAAAAACGCACUGCUUUUGUUCUUAAGUCUCAUUCGAUUCAAUGAUAAAGUGUUAGAUAUUUUUAGUUGUUAAUUGUGUAGGAGAGCAGGAGAUAGCAUAAUUGAUUUAUUAUUAUCCGCUUUAAGCCCAAAAGUAAUCAAAAAAUAGUCUGUAUAUUGAGCCCUGGUAUCCUAUUUUGUAUUCAGUGGCAUUAACUGGACAAUAACUUACUCUUUUACUCCUAGACUAAUGAUUUAAAGAAGAUUUGUAUUUGUAUCGAGUCAAUUUGCUUUCGUAAAUGUAAAAAUUGCCAUGAAUUUAUGAAUGUUCACCAGCGAAAUCUUCUUAUGCAUAUAUUAUAGAUAUAUAUAUAUA